CUGCGCAGGUGAGGCUGCUGCACUGACCCACUCCACUUCCGCAGGGGCAGCGCGGGGUCCUGGGCGGGUACGCUAGGGAAGGACGUAGCGUUCCCCGCGGGCUCUGUGGGCACCGGAGUCCCUGCUCCGCUGGGCGGGGCCGAGCUGCGCCGCGCCCUGCCGCCCGCCGGAGAGCGCCCUUCCGCGGCGCCACCUGCCCGCCUCGAUCCGAGCCCGGGGGCGCCCCUCAGCCUCCUUCGCCCGGCGCUGGGGCCCCCAGCCAGUCCGGGGCGAGGGCUGCCCGCGCCGGCCGGUUCCCGCAGGCUCGAGCGGGGGGAGGGUUUGUUUUGUUUGCCUCCGAUUCUAACUCGCUGGCACUGGAGUCAGAGGCUUGAUUUUACAAACCCUGGUCAGUCGCUGAGCGCACAGCCCGGGACCCGCCCCGCUCUGCGCGCCCGCUCCUGGCUGCAAGCGCGAAGGGAGGGAGGCGAGGAGAAAGCUGGAAAGUGUCCAGCCCUCUCAGGAGCUUGCACGUUCCCUGUGCCAGUGGGACACACGUGUUGUUUCCCAGCGGGAUGUUUUUAUUCCCGAGUGACGUGUUGCCUUGCACUGCGCUGCACCUGCUAAUCGCUAGUGGUAAAGGUCGGGGGUGGACCAAACCUCUUCAGAUAAGUGAAGGGGCAGGAGCUUUAGCACGUCGGCGAGCAGCAUUUACACCUUAAUGUGAAUAGCGAAUUUUUAAAAGGUCCUGGUGUAGCUAACUUUUACACUACCACCUCAGACUUACAAACCCCUCGGGAGCGGAGGUGGUUCCUAACUCUGAAAUGUUCCUAACUCUGAACAAACCGUUAUGGUGGUUCUUUCAAAAGCUUACAACUGAAUAUUGACUUAAUACGGCUCUGAAACUUUAUUACAUAGAAGAAAAGUGCUGCUUUCCCUUUAUUUUUUAGUAGUUCACGUUUAAGACGGUACUGUACUGUGUUUGCUUUUUUUUCUCUUCUUUUUUUUUUUAAUCUCUGCUGCUGCCUGGUUGCGUACUUCCGGUGCCAAAUGCAGCGUGUCCUUGACUAGUCAGUUCGUAACACUGGUACUCCAAGGUUCUACUGUAAUAACUUGCCACUGAUCAUGCUCUGAUUCUUAUAUGCCUAAACUGAUUGUGUAAUUAAGCAACCUCUAAAUAGGUGGAGAACGCUGUAGGUAAUAAUCAGCAAUUUUCUCAGGGGGAAUCUGCUGACAAAUUAGUAUGUUGCAUAACAUCUUGAAUCCCUGCUGUUGCUUUCAGUUUUGCCAGAGUUCUCCAGGUGCAUUCUUUAAAACUAACAAACUUUUGAUUAAUAUUAAAAGAGUGGCUUUUUUUGAGUUAUUUUAAGUUCUGUAAAGAGAUGUAAAAAACUUUUUUAUCACUUAAGUAUGAAGUGGUUUGUCACAUACGCACCCUUGCUUUAAGGCUUUCUCUUUUAGGAAAAUUCCCACAGUCCAUUAAUUCUCGGCUCCACAACACAAUAGCAUCGAUAGUUAUACAAGUUAAAAUAAGUGAGGUACUGAAAUAAUUUGUGAUCUGAAGAUUCAUUGCUUGUAGGGGUAUAGAAAGCAUUUCUUCCCCUGCCCCUAAUGCAUAGCAUAGCACAAUUGUUUGGGGUGCAUUUAAGGGGCUUUGUCUUGAAGAAACCAGUUUUGGCCAUUGCUGGUGGUCAGAUACCAGAUCAGAUGGAGUCAGUGGUCUGAUCUUAUUCCCAUCUAGGGAGUGGUUGCUUUUUCACACUGACUUCAAAUAAAUCACGAUUUGAGGACUUCAAUAGCUCAGACAUAGGUGACAAGUUUUUCGCAGGAGUGGGUGAGUGAGAUUCUGUGACCUGCGUUGUGGGGGGGGGUCGGACUAGAUGAUCAUAAUGGUCCUUUCUGACCUUAAUAACUAUGAAUCUAUAAUUGUACUGGGAAUGAAUCCUUAAUUCUGAUGUACAUGUCACAGUGGGACUGCCUUCAGGCUUUUCCCAUCUGAUUUUCUUUAACAUCUUUUAAAACCAGUGGAGCAGGGGAGAGGAAAUCUCUCAGCUGAACAAAUGCUAGUCAACUCUCAUAUUGCAAAUAAAGUUUUAAAACUGAAAAUAAAUAAUCCACCUCACCCUUGUAAUAUUAACUGACAUCACAUUUAUACCAUCUCAGCGCUGCAUUCUGCACCACAGAGAUCUGUACUUUAAUCAGAAAAUAUUAUAUGUUAAAGCAUUAGUUUCACUACUAUUCAAUAUUAAGCUCCACCUGUGCUUUCUGCAGAACGAGUAAAAUCUUUCUGGCAAAAGGAAUAACUGAAAAAAUUAAUGAUCUUUAGAAAUCCUGUAUGGGUAUCAAUAUUAUUUUGUUAUGAGUUUCGGGCAGAGGUAACCUGGAGUUAGCCAGAUAUAAUAAGUCACAAAAGUAAUUCUUUCUUUUACUUGCCUGUGAUAUAUCCUAGAGCUAGGUUACAAGAUUUCAUUUAAAACAACUCAUGAUUUGUGUGAGACUGUUCUUCCUGUAGGGGGAAAAAAUGAUCUGAAAAAAGGGUUUGAUGUUCUGUGAGUGAGUUUUACCCUAAAGAUGUCCUUGGAAGAAAGGCUAUAGACGUGCAAAAUAUCCUCUGCCUAUGGCCAUGAGCCUGGAGUUCUGGGUCACCCUUCUGCCAAUCAUGGUACUACCUGGAGAGAGUAAUGGUCUCCCUUUUGAGAAAAUGAAUUUAAGGGCUUAUGUGAGUCCAGUGACAUCUUCAUAUCUUCGGAAUGGGUGAAACUUCAAAAACACAAGCCUGGGAGGCCACUGUGCAUUUCUGAGACAUGAGCCGUGUGCUGCAGUGUGCUAUAUUUACUGUGCUCAUGGGACUGUUGCUCACAAGAACCAUGGCCUGGACUUCAAGUGGGAAAACACAUGCUGAGCUACUCAACAACCUUUACAAAAAUGGAGUGAUUAAAUCUCAACGGGUCUUGGAUGUGUUAAUGGCCACAGAUAGAGCCCACUACGCCAAGUAUUUCCCAUACAUGGAUUCUCCUCAGUCAAUAGGAUAUAAGGCUACAAUCAGUGCACCCCAUAUGCAUGCCCAUGCUCUGGAGUUGCUGAAGGAUCAGCUAGUGGAAGGAGCAAAGGCCCUGGAUGUGGGAUCAGGAAGUGGUUACCUAACAGCUUGCUUUGCUAGAAUGGUGGGUCCCGCAGGGAAGGCAGUAGGCAUAGAACAUAUUGAAGAGCUGGUCCGUGAAUCCAUUAGAAAUGUGAGAGAAGAUGAUCCAACUCUGCUCACUUCUGGACGUGUGAAAUUUCUGGUUGGAGAUGGCAGGCAGGGAUACCCUGAAGAAGCACCUUAUGAUGCCAUCCAUGUUGGAGCAGCAGCAGACACUGUACCAAAGGAGUUGCUGAAAGAGUUGAAGCCAGGUGGCCGGUUGAUUUUGCCAGUUGGGCCUGCAGGUGCAAACCAGGUUCUGAUGCAGUAUGACAAAACCAGUGAUGGGAAAAUCGUGGAAACGCAACUGAUGGGUGUGAUCUAUGUUCCCCUGACAGAUAAGGAGAAGCAGUGGCCUCGGGAUGAAGUCUGACAGAAUAUCAUUUACAAAAUCAUCUUGGAAAGCUCAUGAAACAGUUCCUGAAGAAACAACUAUAGAUGUAUAUGGCUUUGCUUUAUAAAUCAAUUUUUUUUAAACUUGGACACAUCACAGAGGCUUUUUUUUUUUUUUUAAAGAACUCAAUACGGAGGAGUGAAAAGAAUAUUCCUCCAGAUCAAUCAGCACCCAGUUCCUAAGCUGUGGAGAUUUUGUCUGAUUUCUUCCUGAACUGAGUAAAACCAGAUAAGCCCAGUUAUCCUCUUUGGUCGGCUCCACAUACAAUAUCUAUGUAAAUAGAGAAUGGAGAGUGUGCAAUACUGUUACAGAUUUGAGAAUUCAUUUGUAUUGUACUUGAUUAAAUGGUAGUGCAUUAUAUUCA
Dermochelys coriacea (leatherback sea turtle) is the source of this 3918-nucleotide messenger RNA. Its product is annotated as protein-L-isoaspartate(D-aspartate) O-methyltransferase-like. Gene Ontology annotation, cellular component: cytoplasm. The transcript has 10 exons. Gene Ontology annotation, molecular function: protein-L-isoaspartate (D-aspartate) O-methyltransferase activity. The coding region runs from base 2784 to 3533 and encodes 249 amino acids. Gene Ontology annotation, biological process: protein modification process. NCBI's taxonomy places the organism in Eukaryota, Metazoa, Chordata, Testudines, Dermochelyidae. The record is from RefSeq and is a predicted model, not a curated record.